CUGCAUCCCAUUAGAGGCUCAACAUCGACUGAAGUUGUCAUCCUUUCUGCGGAUGGGAAGGAGUGUUCAAAAGUUAAUGGACCACACGUUAACCAAUGGGUAUGGGAAUACAUUUUAGGAGUCAAAACGGCCGUGAGGCGUGCACUUGAUCUCAUCGACUCGGCAUUGAAUAAAGCAAAGCUACCUCUCAGUACCAAAUUUAUUUCAAUCGAUACGUUGUUUUCAUCAUCAUGCCUACAUCCCGCCACAUUAAUGUUGCUUGGUUUUUAUAUUUCGCUAGGUGGAAUUGUGCUCAUAGCAGGAACAGGUUCAAAUUGCAAGCUUAUUUAUGAGGACCUUUCAUCUUAUGGUGUUGGAGGCUACGGUCACAUGCUCGGUGACGAGGGCUCUGCUUUCUGGAUUGUUCACCGUGCAAUCAAAACCUAUUUGGAUAAUGAUGAAGGGCUUGUUCUAACACUGCAUGAUACCUCUUUAGUCAAGAGGGCGAUCUUUGACUACUUCAGUCUACAAAAUAAUGUUGACCUUCUUGAACCGCACUACCAUUUCGAGAAGAGUUACUACUCUGGGUUGUGCAAAAAAUUAGCAGAGUUGGCUCGCUCUGGAGACGCCUUGUGCCAACACAUUUUCUACAAGGCGGGAUUCUUUCUGGGUGCGCACGUUAUGGCCGUUCUUCAAAAGGCAGAUCCUGAGUGGAGAAUGAAACCUGAAGGCGUCACCGUUGUUUGCAGAGGAGGUGUAUUUCGUAGUUGGGAUCUUCUUGAAUGUGGUGGGUUACCAAAGAAUCCAUAUAUUUAUACAGAAUCGGCAACAAAACUCAGUUCCGCAAGUUUCCAUCUCUCUUCAGGAUUCCGGGAUCGCGUAUUGCCAGAUUUAAAGACCAAGGGGGUCGUCAAUUCUCUCCGUCUUACGUUACUCACAUCCUCGGUAGCUGUUGGAGCGGCACUGCUUGCAGCCCACGUUAAAUUGCAUCUCAGUAUUCCUCGAAAUCAAACGCAACAUCUUCUGGCCGAAUUUCACUCUUAA
This is a messenger RNA of Hydatigera taeniaeformis, 1023 nucleotides long. NCBI's taxonomy places the organism in Eukaryota, Metazoa, Platyhelminthes, Cestoda, Cyclophyllidea, Taeniidae. The record is from the annotation of a GenBank genome assembly.